GAUCUUUCAGACAAAGAUUCCUUUUUUGACAGUAAAACCAGGAGCUCAAUAGUUUAUGAAAUCCUAAAAAGGAUUAAAUGCAAGGCCAAGUACAGCAUGAGUAUCACCAGUCUCUUAGGUAGUGGUGUCUAUACAGCUGCUUAUCCUCUCCACGAUGGAGAUAUUGAUGAAGAAAGUGCAGAGCCAAAUGACAGAAAACUACUGUACGAGGAGUGGGCAAACUACAGUGUCUUCUACAAGUACCAGCCCAUUGGACUUGUGAGGAAGUACUUUGGAGAGAAGAUUGGACUGUACUUUGCCUGGUUGGGACUCUACACCCAGAUGCUGAUUGCUGCUUCCCUCGUGGGAGUCAUUGUUUUUCUGUAUGGAUGUGCAACAGUUGAUGACAAUAUUCCAAGCAUGGAGAUAUGCCACGAAAAAAACAACAUCACAAUGUGUCCUUUGUGUGAUAAAGUGUGCAGCUACUGGAAGCUGAGUUCUGCUUGUGGAACUGCAAGAGCCAGUCACUUAUUCGACAACCCAGCAACCGUAUUCUUCUCUAUAUUCAUGGCUCUUUGGGCUGCCAUGUUCAUGGAGCAUUGGAAGAGGAGGCAAAUGAGACUUAAUUAUGAAUGGGACCUGACUGGAUUUGAAGACGAGGAGUUCAGAGUGUACUCCAUCCAUCACCUAGUCAUCUUGAAGAGGAUGAAUGAAGAUGAAAAAAACUAUAUAGCAGCCUUGUGAAAAUGGACAGAUGAAACUUUGCAUUUUUUAUCUUGUACUUGUUUCCUUCUCUUCCACUGUUUAAACAAGAUAUGGAACAAUCCUUUUUCAAGUACUGUAUUUUCCGCCC
Messenger RNA from Syngnathus typhle (broad-nosed pipefish), 832 nucleotides. Its product is annotated as anoctamin-1-like. Bases 97 to 723 code for a protein of 208 amino acids. Lineage: Eukaryota; Metazoa; Chordata; Actinopteri; Syngnathiformes; Syngnathidae. The record is from RefSeq and is a predicted model, not a curated record. Gene Ontology annotation, cellular component: plasma membrane. Gene Ontology annotation, biological process: chloride transmembrane transport. Gene Ontology annotation, molecular function: protein dimerization activity; chloride channel activity. The transcript is spliced from 9 exons.